Messenger RNA from Macrobrachium nipponense, 2847 nucleotides. Its product is annotated as ubiquitin carboxyl-terminal hydrolase 20-like. Gene Ontology annotation, cellular component: cytoplasm. The annotation marks the transcript as partial. The record is from RefSeq and is a predicted model, not a curated record. The transcript has 11 exons. Gene Ontology annotation, biological process: protein deubiquitination. Lineage: Eukaryota; Metazoa; Arthropoda; Malacostraca; Decapoda; Palaemonidae. Gene Ontology annotation, molecular function: cysteine-type deubiquitinase activity; zinc ion binding.
UUAUCAGAUGCACAGUUUCUAAGAUCCCAUUCUAGAAGACACAACCUUAUCCCUCUUGUCACUGCACUUCAGGGUACAUGUGAAUGGUGUGGUGCCAGCGGUCCCAGCUUAUGGUUGUGUUUAUAUUCAGGAUGCAUGAGAGUGGGGUGCGGGGAGGCCCACCAAGACCACUCAGCUUUCCAUAACAACCAGUUUCCAUCUCAUUGCAUCACUUUAAAUCUCUCUAACUUGAGAGCUUGGUGCUACAUGUGUGAAAUGGAGGUAACAUCAUCUGUAAAGGUCAGCCUCAGCAUACCUCCAGGACAACAACAACACUUAGGUGGACCAAUAAGUGCCCCAGGGGUGACUUUGGCUCAACCCCUUACACCAGGUGAGAGCAGUGCAGAAGAGGAAGAGGAAGAUGAAGAUGAUGAAGGAGAAGAAGUAAAAGCCAGAGGUCUUGUUGGCCUUCGCAACUUAGGACUUACAUGCUACAUGAAUUCUGCUUUACAAGCAAUGAGCAACUCCAUGCCAUUAGCCCAUUUUAUGAUAGAGUGUCCAGCUUUUUUAAGAACUGAUAGGAAGACACCUGGGCUUGCUCGACCAUUCCAACGGCUCAUGCUUGAGAUGUGGCACAGAAAGAGGCCAAGUUUUGUCACUCCUUCUGUACUUUACCAUGGAUUUAAACAGAUGUACCCAAUGUUCCGAGGAUAUACUCAGCAGGAUUCUCAAGAAUUUUUGCGCUAUUUUAUGGAUCAACUGCAUGAAGAACUUAGAGAACCUGUUCAUACUUCACAUGAAGACGAAGAAAGUGAAAUGGAAGAUGAAGAAGAGCUGUCAUCAGAUUGUAUCUCGGAGCGAGAGGAGUCACAGUCAGAGGCUGAGUAUGAGACAUGUGAUUCAGGUGUUUCUGAACAGUCAUCAGAUUCUUCAGACCAUCACAGAAGCAAGAAAAAAAAACGACAGCAUGGGGUAGAUGUGGAAGCUGGAAUAAAUCAUAGAGGCAGCAACCGCAGCUUGUUACUACCAGACCAUGAAACCCCUGAAUUCUCAGAUGCUGUAUCCGACACUACUCUGUUAGAUUCUGACUCUGCUGGAGGUUUAUCAACAACCACCUCUCCCCCAGUUAUUUCCUCAUGUACUACAAGUGGUCUUGGUUCCAGCAAACCUUCCAUGUCAUCACUCACCUCAUCUUUCAGAGCCUCAACAACAUCUCCCCCACCAGGAAAGUUAUCUGCCCCUAAUGUCAACAAUACAGCACGGAGAAAAAAGCCUCCCUCUUAUCGAAGUGUUAUAUCAGAUAUAUUUGACGGGACAAUUGUUAGCUCUGUACAGUGCCUGACAUGUAAUACUAUCUCCUCCAGAAAAGAAACAUUCCAGGACCUUAGUUUGCCAAUUCCAAGCAGUGACCAGCUGAGCAUACUACAGCAUUCCUCUGUCUCACAAUUGCAGCAGCAAAGUAAUUCAAGUAGUAGUAGCAGUCUUCAUCUUGCAAAGGCAUCAUGUGAUGCUACAACAGAUGGAUGGAUGUGGUGGAUGUGGGUGUGGUUGAGAUCAUGGCUUUGGGGACCUGCUGUGUCUUUACAUCACUGUCUUGCUGCUUUCUUCAGUGCCGAUGAGCUAAAGGGAGAUAACAUGUACUCUUGCGAGAAGUGUUGUAAAUUACGCAAUGGGGUUAAAUACUCCAAGGUUAUCCAGCUGCCAGAGGUGCUGAUCAUUCAUCUGAAGAGGUUUCGUCAUGAGUAUAUGUUUAGUUCUAAGAUCAGCCAAUACGUGUCCUUUCCACUGCAUGGCUUAGACUUGAUGCCAUUCCUUCACAAAGAUUGUUCAUCUGAAGUCAAUAUUUAUGAUUUGUAUGCUGUAAUAUGCCAUCAUGGCACUGCUGGAGGAGGUCAUUACACAGCAUACUGCCAAAACUGGAGUAAUGGUCGAUGGUACGAAUUUGAUGAUCAAUAUGUGACAGAAGUAUCACCAGAAACUGUUGCUAAAUGUGAAGCAUAUGUUUUAUUUUACAAGAAAUCUAGCUCAGAAAUGACAUCACGGCGUCAAAGGACUGUUGAAUUGAUGCAGGUAGCAUCACGAGAACCUUCACUGAUGCAGUUUUAUGUGUCGAAACAGUGGGUCAAUAAAUUUAAUACAUUUGCUGAACCAGGCCCUAUUGACAAUUCAGAUUUCUUAUGUCCACAUGGAGGUGUCCAACCACAAAAGGCAAGUUAUGUGGCAGAUCUAGUGAUGCUUUUAAACCAAGGUGUAUGGGAAUACUUGCACCAAGUGUUUGGAGGUGGACCAGCAUGUACUCGUCUGUAUGAGUGUGUGACAUGUCGAGCAGAGCUUGAAGCUAUUCUUCAUAGGCAGAGCAGCGAAUUAGAUCUAUUUAUUAAACUUCAUAAAAUGUUCCAAGAUGAAGAGUACCCAAGUAUUGUUUUUGCUAUUUCUAUGAAAUGGUUUAGACAGUGGGAGAGUUUUGUGCGUGGACGAGAACAAGAGCCCCCUGGACCUAUUGAUAAUUCUUCCAUAUGUACCAGUAAGACUGGCCAACCAAUGUUAAAACAAGGGUCUGACUAUGCUCAGAUUUCAGAGGAAAUGUGGUAUUUCUUCCAUGAAAUUUAUGGAGGUGGUCCUGAGUUAUUUGUGAGGUAUGGUAAUCCUCCUGGAACUGCCAGGCGAACAGAUCGUGUUGAAGGAGUCAGGCCUGAUCCUCAGAAAUCAGAGCAGCUUCAACCUGGGGCAAGAUCCCUUAGUAAUGAUAAUUUACCAAAAAGUUGUCAGUCAGCCUCGCCUUCUGUUCAAGCAUGUGCAAAUCGCCAAAGAACAUUAUCUGCUUGUGAGGUAAGGUUAUUUUUAUAUAAGUAACUUACCUAGCAAUUA